UUGGACAGAUCGUUUCACAUGAACAUUGAACGCACAGAGCUGUUCUUUAGUUUCGAAGUCUAAUUUUCCGCGUUGUGCUGUUUGUUUAUCGUGGUCGAUUUUGUUUUAACCCUCGUUGAUUGAGAUGGCGACACCAAAAUGCGGUCCGUCUGUCAUAAAACGCGAAAACAUCCUGGUUUACGCCAGGGUGAGACCAAUGAACGAGAAGGAGCGUCUAGAACGGAAGAAUAUGAAUGUGGUGGAGCUGAAGAGCAACCGUGAAGUGGUGGUUCGCGACCGUGCCAACCACACCUUAACCAGGACCUUUGCCUUCGAUAGGGCGUUUGGCCCGACAAGCAAGCAGGUCGAUGUCUACAAGGCUGUGGCUCAACCCAUGAUUGCCGAGGUGUUGGAGGGCUACAACUGCACCAUCUUCGCCUAUGGCCAAACAGGAACAGGCAAGACCUUCACGAUGGAAGGAGAACGUGCUGACAAUGAUGCUACCUGGGAGAAGCUCUAUUUCCAGGACCCCCUUUGCGGCCUGGUUCCUCGAGUUCUGAGCCAUAUGUUUGAUGAACUGCGAUUGAAAAAUAUUGAGUUCACGAUGGCUGUCAGUUACCUGGAGCUGUACAAUGAAGAGCUAAUUGAUUUGCUAUCGCCUGAGGAAGACAACUCAAAGCUCAAACUCUUUGAGGAUGCCAGCAGCAAAGGGUCUGUGAUUGUGCAGGGGCUAACUGAUGUCAGGGUUUUGGACAAGAAGCAAGUCUAUGAAAUCCUGUCCAGAGGAUCUAAAAAGAGACAGACGGCUGCCACUUUUAUGAACGCAAGUUCCAGCCGUUCUCACACCAUCUUCACUGUGACCAUUCACAUUCGAGAGCCGACAGAAGCCGGCGAGGACCUGAUUCGCACUGGAAAAAUCAACCUGGUCGAUCUGGCCGGCUCUGAGAAUAUCAGUCGGUCUGGUGCGACGAACCAGAGGGCCAAGGAGGCUGGCAACAUCAACCAGAGUCUGCUGACCUUAGGCCGAGUGAUCACCUCUCUAGUCGAGAAGACUCCGCAUGUACCCUACCGUGAGUCAAAGCUGACCCGACUGCUGCAGGACUCCUUGGGUGGCAAGACCAAGACAGCAAUUGUUGCCACCGUGUCCCCUGUGCUGGCCAACCUUGAGGAGACUCUCAGCACCCUGGAUUAUGCUCACAGGGCUAAGAGCAUCACCAACAGACCACAGAUCAACCAACGCCUCUCGAAGCAAGCGUUCAUCAAAGAGUAUGACCAAGAGAUCGAGCGCCUCCGCAAGGAUCUGAUGGCCCAGCGAUUGGGAUCAGGAAUCUACGUUGAUCCAGAAAACUACCGUGAGAUGGAGGAAAAAAUCGUCCGCCUGGACGUGGAGGUGUUGGAGAAAAUCCAAAAUAUCAGAGCGCUUGAGGAAGAGCGAGAAAAGAGAGAGGCGCACAUGACUCAGCUGACAGAGCAACUGCACAGAACCGAGACUACCCUGAUGAUCACUGAGAAAACCCUGGUGGAAAAGGAAGUUCUGCUAGAGAACCACAUCAACACGGAGGAGAACCUCAAGGUGGAGACCAACCAGCUGAUUGAGGUCACCGACGCGACGACCAGCGAUUUGGCGAAGACACAUGACGCCCUUCUCAGAAGACAGAGGCUGGAGAUGGAGAAUCAGACCGUCACCGGAGCCUUCUCUGCCCAACUGAAUCGCCAGGUGCAAGAGGGAAAGCUCUCCCUUGAGGAGAGCUGCUCUGCUCAUGAGCAUCAUUUAGCCAACAUCGCCAAUGGCAUUUCCCAGUCUGGUCAACUGCAGUCUGAGAUGUCUGCUCUCUUCUCAUCUCGAGUCGCUGCCAUCAGGGAGCAGUUCAUGUUCAAGCAGAUGAAUCAGCUAUUCCAUAUGCACCACGAGCGGAUGGUAGACCUUGAGCGUCAAGCUGUCCAGCUUGCUGACUCGAAUUGUGAGAACAUUUUGCGGAUGCUCAUGAACCUCGUGGCUCAGCAGCAAGAACAACUGGCGCAGGCCAGUCUCGAAAAGUUGCGCGAAAAUCUCACUCUGCACUACAAGAUGGCCGAUGCCACUGUUGCUGAUAUCUAUACAGGCUGCAUUGAUCAAAUGACGGCCAGGGAAAAAGAUCUUCAAGGAGAACUCCUGUCUGUGAAAUCUAAGGCGGAAAACCUGGAGUUGGAAUUGGCAGCCGCAAAAAAGAAGAUUGAGCAGCUGCAAGCCAACAUUGUCAGCAGCAGGACUUCAUCAAAUACAAAUUACCAAGACAUAUCUGCCUUUCUACAGGAGGUUUUGGAGAAAACAAAACAGAAGUUGUCCACUGCCUGCCAACAGAAUGAAGAGAACCAUGACCAGCUAGGGGACCAGCUUCAAUUUGUCUCCAAUGAUAUGGAGCUGCACAUCCAGGAAGCAUAUGUGAUGAAACACGAGGCUGAAGCUUGUGCCAAAAGAAGCAGUGCGUGGACCACCUCCACCAUUGACUUUCUCUCAAAAAGCAAGGAGGAAUCUCACUUGAACAUGCUCAGAGAAGCCAGCAUGGCUGAUGAAGAGGUUCAAGCCGCCAACGCUGUGCUGACCGAGGUUUCCGAGUCAGUCGUUGCCCAAGGCCAAGAACUGGAAACUGCCAUCAAUGAAGGAGGGGCUGCCCUGGUCGCCUCUUCCAAGAAGAGGGCCGACACCAGGCAAGAGCAGCUCGUGGCCCAGGAAACUCUCCUCAGACAGACGGAGACAGGAAUGGCAGCUGCAGCGGCCGACGCGAUCGCUGCAGCGGAGGAAAAGAAGGCCCAGAUGGAGCAGCAGUUAGCUGAGAGUGUUCUUGAGGUUGAGGCCACACGAAAGGCAACCUGCGAGGCAAAGGCUGCCGUGAGCAGAAACCUGGAUGCCGUGCAGAGCAGCGUGGACAAGUUCCUGGCCUCUGAUCUACAGAAAUACGCACCGACUGGCGCCACGCCUGCUAAGCAGGACAGGGAUUACCCGAGGGAACUCAAAUUCUCAUCACCUGCACCAAGGGUCCUUGCUCGCUUCUACGCCAACCAGCAGAACAGACCUAGAGAGCGCCAGGAUAGCGGAGUAACAUCGCCUGACGGCUCUCCCAUAUCCAGCAAGACCUCGAACCACGAGAAUGAAGCUCAGGAUGUUCUGGAUGCUGUUGACAUGCCAAAGAAGACAGAGCAAAUUCGAGACAGCAGAAGAAUACUUGGGUCAAGAAACUAACAACACUUAAACUAGUAUUUUUCGAAUCAUGUGCUUUCAAUAAGAAUGAUGUACCUCUAAUUUUAUUUAUAUAACUCAUUUUUAUCUAAUGAAUGGUUAUAAACCUUAUGAACCUCUGCUUACUUUUACUAAUUAAACGAGAACAGUUAGAAACUUAAGUAUGUCUAUAAAUAUUCUUAUGAUGCUGAACGCAGCAAAUCUCUGUAUAACCUGGAUUUAUCUUUAUUGUUUGAAUAACUCAUCUUAGACAGUUAUUUGAUCAUCACUCUAAAACUUAAUUUUAAUCUUGUGGUUUAAAUGUAAAGGUCGGUCGUGGAGUGGCUUAUAAAAAUCUUAAGAAAAUUCUGUGAAUAAAUAUGUAACAAAGUAUUUUUCAUUAA
Molecule: messenger RNA, 3579 nt
Organism: Cloeon dipterum
Lineage: Eukaryota; Metazoa; Arthropoda; Insecta; Ephemeroptera; Baetidae
Gene: Klp61F
Product: Kinesin-like protein at 61F
Exons: 10
Coding region: 125-3199 (1024 amino acids)
Biological process (GO): mitotic spindle assembly; spindle elongation; microtubule-based movement
Cellular component (GO): nucleus; spindle microtubule; mitotic spindle
Molecular function (GO): plus-end-directed microtubule motor activity; microtubule binding; ATP binding
Source: RefSeq, a predicted model, not a curated record